Molecule: messenger RNA, 1173 nt
Organism: Penicillium pulvis
Lineage: Eukaryota; Fungi; Ascomycota; Eurotiomycetes; Eurotiales; Aspergillaceae
Product: cytochrome P450
Exons: 3
Coding region: 1-1173 (390 amino acids)
Molecular function (GO): iron ion binding; oxidoreductase activity, acting on paired donors, with incorporation or reduction of molecular oxygen; heme binding
Source: RefSeq, a predicted model, not a curated record
AUGCGCUUUUACCAUGCGUCCAAAAUUAAAGCUCCCAGUGUGGCGGUUGCUCCUGAUGGCAUUCAUGGCCGGCAGAAGCGAGCGAUCCUCCGUGCGUUCUCUAUCUCUGCACUUCAGUCUCAUGAGCGUCUCCUGAAACCCUUUGUCAAUACUCUCAUUCAGAUGCUCCAUCCCACGGGCGGAAAGGAAGAGAGCGUCGUAGAUAUGACUGAAUGGUACAAUUAUGUCAUAUUCGACUUCAUGGCCUUCGAGUUGUUUGGCGAGUCAUUACACUGCCUCGAUAAAGGGAUAUCUCACACCUGGGUUGAUAUGCUUUACGGAUCUAUCAAAGGAUGGGCCUUCCUCAGCCAGUCGAAGUAUUUCCCAUCACUUUCCUGGGUAAUCAAAGCUGCCCUGUUCUUGUUCCGUCGUGACCUGCUCCAGCAUCGGUCCACCAAGUUCACCUCAGUUGCGUCCAAAGUUUCUGCAGAGAGUGUGUCGGAAUCAGGCGACCCUGGCUUUGGCACGUAUAUGCGGGCUAUUAAUGACCACAAGUCGACUCUAUCCAAGGAAGAGAUCUUAUCUAAUAGCAGCUUUUUGAUGAUUGCGGGUAGUGAAACCACGGCGACGUUUUUAUCCGGUUGCACAUUUUUCAUGCUGAAACAUCCAGAGGUAUACAAGAAGCUUUCUUGCCAAAUACGGGAACGCUUUUCUUCUCCAACAGAAAUGACAUUCUCAUCAUUAGCGGAUAUGUCAUACCUACACUUUGUCCUCCAAGAGUCACUGCGUAUGUACCCACCUGUACCGCUUGGCAUGCCGCGAGUUGUGCCACAUGGAGGCGCUGUAGUUUCAGGGCAAUUUGUCCCGGAAAAUACCUCUGUGGCUGUUGCUUCUUGGGCGACCUACCAGUCCUCGUCAAACUUCAAGGAUCCCCAGCUGUUCCUUCCAGAACGCUGGUCAGAUACUGAUGAUGGAGGUGACGAUGUCAAAGGGGCCUUGCAAGCCUUCUCAAUGGGCCCCAGAGGGUGUCCGGGGAGGAGUCUAGCGUUUGGAGAGGCGAGCUUGAUCCUUGCCCGAUUAAUAUGGGCGUUUGAUCUGGAGUUGUCUCCCCAGUGCUCGAAUUGGGCAGAUCAACGGGCCUAUAUCAUUUGGGACAAGGGGCCACUCCUCGUCAAAUUGACGCCACGCUCCUAA